Gasterosteus aculeatus aculeatus (three-spined stickleback) is the source of this 1124-nucleotide messenger RNA. RefSeq names its product myogenic factor 5 (gene myf5). NCBI's taxonomy places the organism in Eukaryota, Metazoa, Chordata, Actinopteri, Perciformes, Gasterosteidae. The record is from RefSeq and is a predicted model, not a curated record. Gene Ontology annotation, molecular function: DNA-binding transcription factor activity, RNA polymerase II-specific; protein dimerization activity; RNA polymerase II cis-regulatory region sequence-specific DNA binding. Gene Ontology annotation, biological process: positive regulation of myoblast differentiation; regulation of transcription by RNA polymerase II; skeletal muscle cell differentiation.
GGCUCUGGCCUGGGGGCAUAUAAGGGGGGCUCGGGGGCAACAGACCCCUCACAUCACUCAGAGGUCUCCUCUGUCUCUCGUCCCCACUCCUCCUUCCCUCCCCGGCGCCCAUCUUUCCCAUCCAUCCAGACUUCUCUCCUCGGCGGACAAUGGACGUCUUCUCGCCGUCGCAGGUGUACUACGACGCGUGCGCCUCCUCCCCGGACAGCCUGGAGUUCGGCCCCGGCGCGGAGCUCGACGGCUCCGAGGAGGACGAGCACGUGAGGCUGCCCGGGGCCCCCCACCAGCCGGGCCACUGCCUCCAGUGGGCCUGCAAGGCCUGCAAGCGCAAGUCCAACUUUGUGGACCGCAGGCGUGCCGCCACCAUGCGCGAGCGCCGGCGGCUGAAGAAGGUCAACCACGCCUUCGAGGCUCUGAGGCGCUGCACCUCGGCCAACCCCAGCCAGCGGCUGCCCAAGGUGGAGAUCCUGCGCAACGCCAUCCACUACAUCGAGAGCCUGCAGGACCUGCUGCGCGAGCAGGUGGAGAACUACUACGGCCUUCCCGGAGAGAGCGGCUCGGAGCCCGGGAGCCCGCUGUCCAGCUGCUCCGACGGCAUGGUCGACAGCAACAGUCCAGUGUGGCAGCAUCUGAAUGCAAACUACAUCAACAGCUAUUCGUGCGGCAGGAACGAGGGCUCGGGCGACAAGGCCGCCGGAGCCUCCAGCCUGGAGUGCCUCUCCAGCAUCGUGGACCGCCUGACCUCGGCGGGGGCCGGCUGCGGCCCGCCGGCCCCGAGGGACACGGCCACCUUCUCCCCGGGCAGCUCCGACUCGCAGCCCCGCACGCCGGAGAGCCCCGGGUCCGGGCCCGUCUACCACGUCCUGUGAGGGGGGCGCUUUGGGGAGGCGGGGAAGGAAGGGGGUGGAGGGGGGGGGGGCCUCGGCUGCAUCCGAGGACCAGCUUUUAUAUUGUACAUGAGAUUGUAAAUAAUGUAAAUGCCCAUUUAUUCUAUACAUGCUAUUAUACCCAAUGAGACAUAUUUAAUUACGACGUUGCAUUACUCCAACAGGAAGUGGUAUUUAAGCAGUUUUCUUUCUUUCGAUGCUGUCAUGAACAUUAAAUCUUUCUCUGUUUUGUAUGAA